GUUGUGUGUCAGAAGGAGUCAUCUUUGUGUCUUUGUGGCGGAAGGAGUUUUUUCGGGGGAUCUGGAUCUGGAUCUGGGGAUCUGGAUCUAAAGCGGAGCAGCUCGGAGGACGGCGAGAAUGCUCUUCUCUCAUCACCUCCCGGGCUCCGAUGACACAUCAGACACCGUGCAGACCCGCACACAUUAAACCUCAUCCUCAUUCCAGAGGAUUCCCAUUCCAGAGGAUUCCCAUUCCAGAGGAUUCCUAUUCCAGAGGAUUCUUGCGUUCAUUCGCAUCAGGUCCGCCACCCUGCGUGCACGCGCCUGCACCGGACCGCGUGCGUGCGUUGUGUCGCCCGUCGGCUCGUUUCGACUCGACGUGAAGUGAAGGUGACUGAAAAGGGAGGACGGACGGACUGUCGGACCCGCUUUAUCGUUUUAUUUGGGCUUCAUCCCGUUUUGUGUCCAUCAUCUUCAUCAUGGAGGAAGGUCUGCGUCCUGUCAGCUGGUCUCUUUAUCUGACGUUUCUCUGCCUGCUUCCGUUUCACCUGCCGGGGACGCUGGAGUCUUACCCACACAGCGCCGAGUGCCAAGGCAAACACUGCACAGAGCUGUCAGAGAAGAAGAGCGACCUGAGGGUUUGUGAUGACUCCACCUGUCGGUUCGGAGGUGUCUGCAGAGACGAUGGCGUUCAGCUGAAAUGUGUCUGUCAGUUUCAGUGCCAUAAAAGCUACAUCCCUGUGUGCAGCUCCAAUGGAGACACCUACCAGAACGAAUGCUACCGACGGCAGGCCUCCUGCAAACAGCAGCGGCCGAUCUCUCGUGUUUCUGACGGGCCCUGCUCUGCCGAACCCAGUUCGGGCUCCGGGGACGGAGAUGACUACGAAGGUUCUGGUUCAGAUGUCGGGAAGAAGUUCACCAAGUGCAGCACGUGUAAAUAUGGAGCUGAGUGUGAUGAAGACUCAGAGGAUGUGUGGUGUAUCUGUAACAUCGACUGUAGUGGUCACAAUGAGAAUCCGGUUUGCGCCACAGACGGGACCUCGUACAACAACCCGUGUUUGGUCCGUGAGGCCUCGUGCAUGAAACAGGAGCAGAUAGACGUCAAACACCUGGGCAGGUGUCCAGCCUCCUCUGUCCCCACAGCGGAGAAAGACAAGAUGGCCAAGAAGGACGACAGUCAUCCUUUCAAACCCAACAUUUUAGAAACUAAAGGUUUGGACCACGGCGAUGGAUUCUACGCCGGCAUGCCCGUCCCCUGUGCCGACAACUACGCCGACUUGUGUGUGCACGGCAAAUGUGAGAUCAGAUACCACACGGCUACCUGCAGGUGUGACACAGGCUACAAAGGUCCCAAGUGCGAGCAGCCGCAGGACUUUAACAUUUUGUAUGUGGUUCCCAGCGGUCAGAAACUCCACUACGUCCUCAUCGCUGCCAUCAUUGGUGCAGUGCAGAUCACCAUCAUCGUGGCUGUGGUGAUGUGCAUCACCAGGAAAUGCCCAAAAAACAACAGGGUCCGUCGGCAGAAACAAAAUCUGGGACACUUUUCAUCAGAAACGAACUCCAGGAUGGUAUAGCCGUUUUUUAAAAGGUUUUUUCUUUCGUAUGCAGCAGGAGUUCCACUUUUUACCAUAUGAUGUUUUUUUUCCUCGGGAAAACACAACCAAGAAGAAUGAGGUUUUUAUUUCGGGGGCCUUAUUUUCUCCUGUUUUCUGGGACGAGUUGAAACCUUUAAAGGGAAAUUGCCACAGACUGAGAACGAGGAACCAGACUCGUUUAUUGGUCGUCUUCUGUCUGUCUCUGUUUGGUCUGCUGCUGCUGUGUGCUCACGUUGACCGCACUACGAGUCAAGUUAGCUUCAGCAUACUGGUUUAUCUAGAAUUAGCUUUAGCAUACUGGUUACCUAGAGUUAGCUUUAGCAUACUGGUUUAUCUAGAAUUAGCUUUAGCAUACUGGUUACCUAGAGUUAGCUUUAAGAUACUGGUUACCUAGAGUUAGCUUUAAGAUACUGGUUACCUAGAGUUAGCUUUAGCAUACUGGUUACCUAGAGUUAGCUUUAGCAUACUGG
Lampris incognitus (smalleye Pacific opah) is the source of this 2044-nucleotide messenger RNA. It is a transcript of the gene tmeff1a, whose product is annotated as transmembrane protein with EGF-like and two follistatin-like domains 1a. The transcript has 10 exons. The record is from RefSeq and is a predicted model, not a curated record. The coding region runs from base 459 to 1553 and encodes 364 amino acids. NCBI's taxonomy places the organism in Eukaryota, Metazoa, Chordata, Actinopteri, Lampriformes, Lampridae. Gene Ontology annotation, molecular function: protein binding.